This is a messenger RNA of Anopheles maculipalpis, 2400 nucleotides long. RefSeq names its product elongator complex protein 2 (gene Elp2). Gene Ontology annotation, biological process: tRNA wobble uridine modification. Gene Ontology annotation, molecular function: protein binding. Gene Ontology annotation, cellular component: elongator holoenzyme complex. The record is from RefSeq and is a predicted model, not a curated record. NCBI's taxonomy places the organism in Eukaryota, Metazoa, Arthropoda, Insecta, Diptera, Culicidae. The transcript has 4 exons. Bases 10 to 2400 code for a protein of 796 amino acids.
AGUGCCAAAAUGUCCGUAGAAACGAUCUAUACAUCGGCCGCCUGUAAUCGUACGCCGGAUUCGUUGGAUUGGGGUUCGGAUGGUUUGAUUUACUUCGCCGCUAACAACGCAAUUGCCGUGUUUGAUCCGAAGUAUCACGGUUCGGUAAAAAUCAUUCGUACACUUGUCGGGCACAAAGCAAGGGUAAACACGGUCCGAGUAGUACGGGAUGCCGACGAAUGUCACGGUGGUAUUCAUCUCGUUUCCGGAUCGGAUGAUGGAACAUGCAUACUGUGGAACACCAAGAAGGACUGUGCCGAAGCAGAUCCGGUUCGAUUCGUUCUGAAAGGACAUUCGAAGGGUGUGACGGUGGUUGAUGCUUUCGUUGAAGCAACGAAAAACCUGAUCGUAGCAACCGGAUCAGUUGAUAGUUCCAUCAAGUUGUGGCAUUUGGCGAAUGCAACCUCCUUCGAAUGCUUUCAAACGAUCGACUUACGAUCGGGACUUACGUUUUCCAUGAAGUUACUCAACUUGGCACGAUCUAACGCUACCAUGCUUGCGUACGCGACUGAUACGGAUGUUGUUAAUUUGUGUGUCCGUCAGGGAGGGAACGAUUGCCAAACGAACUUUGUUCAAGUUGAACAACUGAAAGGACACUUUGACUGGGUACGCGGGUUGGAUUGCGUUCAGCUGCCGGAUAGUGAGGACCAUCUGUUGGCCACUUCAUCUCAGGAUACAUUCAUUCGUUUGUGGCGCAUCUCACCCAGAGGGUCGCUACAGAAACAAAAAGAUUUCGAAGAAAUCCGUCACGAUGAGGAUAUAACGAUCGAGGAACGUACGUUUACUAUUCGUACGGUGGAUGGUGUUGAAUAUCAUUAUGCAUUGUCGCUGGAAUCCGUACUGCAGGGUCAUGAAGGAUGGGUGUAUGGAGUGCACUUUUCAUUUCACGACAGCAAACUUCACCUACUGUCGAGCUCAAUCGACAAAAGCCUUAUCGCUUGGACACCGUCGGAGAGCGGAAUUUGGGUGGAAAGUGUACGGGUGGGUGAGGUGGGUGGUUCUUCGCUUGGAUUUUAUGGAGGGAAAUUUUCACCCAACGGAAGGUCCAUCAUCGGACACGGGUUUCAGGGUAGCUUUCAUCUGUGGCACGAAGAUGACGAUCAACGCGGACUGUGGAAUCCGGGAACCAUUUUGGGUGGUCACUUUGGCGGCGUGAGAGAUCUUGUCUGGGAUCCUGCCGGUGGAAGGUACGUGAUGACUCUGUCCGCCGAUCAAACUACCCGCAUUCAUGCACCGUGGAUCAGAAAGGGUGAGGUAACGUGGCACGAGAUUGGCCGGCCUCAGGUGCAUGGGUACGACAUGCAAUGCUUGACGCUGCUUUCGCGCUAUCGUUUGGCCAGUGCGGCAGAGGAGAAGAUCGUACGAAUCUUUCAAGCUCCGUCGAACUUUGUGCAAAACUUUAGAGCACUUUGUGGUGUUGCGAACGAUCCGGAAGGUGAUGCAGUUCUCAAAAGUAACCCUAUGGGAGCUUCAGUCCCCUCCUUGGGACUGUCCAACAAGGCGGUAUUUGAAGUUGAACAAGCCGAAGCCGAUACGCGACACAUCAAGGACAUGUACCCGGAACAUUACUUCACCCCAAUCGCACUAGAAUCCCCACCGGCAGAAGAAACGCUGAUGCAAAACACACUAUGGCCCGAAAUUCAAAAACUUUACGGACACGGUAAUGAACUGUACGCGAUCGCAUCCUCACCCGACGGAAGUCUCAUUGCAUCCGGAUGCCGUGCAACGUCGACCGAGCAGGCACAAAUUCUACUCUGGGACACAACAACGUGGCGCGUACUGCAAUAUCUUACCGCACAUCAGCUAACAGUAACACAGCUCGCUUUCUCACCAAACGGUCUAUACCUGCUGGCAGUGUCACGCGAUCGGACGUUUUCCGUCUUUCACCGCAAAGAACCGAACGGUUCGUUCGAGCUGAUUAUGCGUUCGGACAAAACGAAAGGUGUGCAUACGCGUAUUAUCUGGUGCUGUGACUGGUCGCAUGAUUCGGAACUUUUUGCAACGGGAUCACGAGAUGGGAAGGUGGUUGCAUGGGUUGCAGCAGAAAAUGGGGAACUUGAUUCAGCGGUACCAUUUGUACAACGGUCAGUUUUGGAGCUCAAAAAUGAAUCAAUCACAGCGGUAGCGUUCGGCAGAAAGAAGCUUCCGGAUGAUCGGUACCUGGUAGCGGUUGGUUUGGAGAGUGGUGUGAUUAAAUUGUACGGUUUGGGCCAGUGGGAUCUGCUGUUCACCAUUACGGAAGCCAAUGCCCAUCACAUGACGGUUAAACGCUUAUCAUUCCGACCACACGAAGAGAGCUACCAGCUGGCAAGCUGCGGUGAGGAUGGAUUCGUUCGGGUGUAUAAGUUAAAGUUGUACUAG